Messenger RNA from Staurois parvus, 489 nucleotides. Lineage: Eukaryota; Metazoa; Chordata; Amphibia; Anura; Ranidae. The record is from the annotation of a GenBank genome assembly.
GGUCCGGCGCCCACCGCUCCGCCUGAGGGCCCGAGACCUGUCGCUCCAUCUGGGGGUCCGGCGCCCGCCGCUCCAUCUGGGGGUCCGGUGCCCGCCGCUCCGCCUGAGGGCCCGAGACCUGUAGUUCCGCCUGGGGGUACGGCGCCCGCCGCCCCGCCCGGGGGUCCGGCGCCCGCCGCCCUGCCCGGGGGCCCGAGGCCCGUCGCCCCGCCCGGGGGCCCGAGGCCCGUCGCCCCGCCCGGGGGCCCGGUGCCCGCCGCUCCGCCUGGUGGCCUGCUGCCUGCCGCUUCGCCUGGUGGCCCCGAUGUGCCUCUGCCCGGAGUCCAGCCCGAUGUGCCUCUGCCCGGAGUCCAGCCCGAUGUGCCUCUGCCCGGAGUCCAGCCCGAUGUGCCUCUGCCCGGUGUCCAGCCCGAUGUGCCUCUGCCCGGUGUCCAGCCCGAUGUGCCUCUGCCCGGACUGUUUGGAGCGUCCUGAGGCCGCUCCUUGAGG